This is a messenger RNA of Hyaloscypha bicolor E, 1503 nucleotides long. Its product is annotated as cytochrome P450. Gene Ontology annotation, molecular function: monooxygenase activity; oxidoreductase activity, acting on paired donors, with incorporation or reduction of molecular oxygen; iron ion binding. The transcript is spliced from 5 exons. Bases 120 to 1463 code for a protein of 447 amino acids. The record is from RefSeq and is a predicted model, not a curated record. Lineage: Eukaryota; Fungi; Ascomycota; Leotiomycetes; Helotiales; Hyaloscyphaceae.
GCAGUCUCGAGUCACCUAUACAAAAAGAAAUACAAAUUUCCACCGAGAAUUCCAGGAUUACUAUCGUUGGAAACACUUUCCAAUUGCCUGGGAACCAACAGGGACAAUGGGGAGUUCAAAUGGCGAGGAAAUAUGGAGAGAUGUUCACGUGCAAAAUUGGCGUAAACACCUGGGUGUUCCUCAACUCAUCCCGAGUCGUCAAUGACUUAAUGGAAAAACGCUCAGCAAUCUACUCGUCAAGGGCAAACUUGCCAAUGACCUCCAACAUCAUGUCAGGAGGCUGCCGAGUUCUCCUCAUGCAAUACAACGAGCGCUGGCGAGCCCUCCGGAAAAUCAUGCACACCAUUCUCAACAAGACAAAUUCCCCAACUUUUGCUCCGUUCCAGGAUCUGGAAUCAAAACAUCUCAUCUACGACUAUUUACACAACCCAGAUAAAUGGUAUCGAGCUAACCAACGGUUCGCAAACUCGGUCAUCAUGAGUGUCGUCUUCGGGAAACGCAUGGAGCUCAAUGAUCCAAAGAUCAUUGAGCUUUUUGAAACCUCGAAUGAGAUCAUUGCUGCAAUGCAGCCAGGUGCAAGUAUAGCGGAUGCCCUUCCAAUCUUGGAGAAUCUGCCGAAGGCCUUGCAGUGGUGGCGACCUCGUGGAGAACGAGCAUUUCAAAAGUGUCUUCGGGUAUACCGACGCGAAGUUGACGAGCUAAACGAAAAGAUCGAAGCUGGUACUGCUAAAGAUUGCUUCGCGGUUCAGUUCUUGCAAGCUCCGGAGACGGCAAAGCUUGGGGAAACCCAGACUCUGUUUGCGCUUGGUUCUCUCAUGGAAGCGGGGAGUGAUACUUCUCGGAUGACGAUCAGUCAGAUCCUCGCUGCUGCUGCAACCGACAACCGAUGGGUCAAGAAAGCUCAAAAUUUGUUGGAUCAAGUGUGUGGCAGCAAUGCGGAGCGGUUACCAGAAUUCUCGGACAGGCCGAACUUGACGUAUAUCACUGCCGCAGUCAAGGAAUCGUUUCGAUGGCGCCCGUUUGCGGAGAUUGGGGUGCCGCAUAUGUUGACUCAGGACGAUGAUUAUGAGGGAUAUAAAUUCCCUGCUGGAACGUUGUUCACUUGGAAUUCGUUCAACAUUGCCAUGGAUCCGAAUGAGUACGAGGAGCCACAGCGAUUCUGGCCGGAGAGGUUUAUGAAUAAAGAUGUCAAUAAUGUGGUCAAAGGUCACUGGAGUUUCGGGCCAGGUCGGAGAAUAUGUUCGGGUUACAAUGUUGGGGAAUCGAAUGUGUGGAUUGCACUUGCGAGACUGCUGUACUGCUUCGACUUCGAGGAAGUCCCGGGUGACCCUAUUGACACCUUCAAGCCCAAUUGGAUUGAGCAUCGCUGGGCUCCUUUCCCAGUGCGGAUCAAAGUUCGAAGUCCGAAGCAUGCUGCGCUAAUAGAGAUGGAAGGUAAAAACGCUGCUGAAACGAAGUAUUAACUUAUGUACUCUUUCUAAACUAAUGCGAAGUCAAAUCUCU